ACUGCGUUUACCUUAUCUCCCCAAACUCGAGUUUUGUUCAAACAAGGCAAGAGCGCCAAAUAAAACAAACAAUGGCUGCUUCAACUCCUGCUCCAAACUUCUCAACAUCUUUGCACAACAAAACCCAGAAAACAAAGUUUCCUUCUUCACCAGGGAAGAAACCUUUGCACACCAAACUUGGCUUCUCAUUUUCUGUGCCAUUCAACAAGACCAUACGUGUGAAAUCCAUUGGCGCUGCAAAGUAUGAUGAAGUAGUGGUGGAUGAAGAGUUGGACAAGAUUAGGAGGCUUCAGAAUGGUUCAGAUGUUAGAGGAGUGGCAUUGGAAGGUGAGAAAGGCAGAACAGUUGACCUCAAUCCACCUGCUGUUGAGGCAAUAUCAGAGAGUUUUGGGGAGUGGGUUAUCAAUGGUUUAGAGAAGCAACGAGGGAACCCUGUGGAGAAUGUGAGAGUGUCCCUUGGACGCGACCCUCGAAUAUCAGGGUCAAAAUUGAGCGUUGCAGUGUUUUCAGGUCUUGCACGUGCAGGUUGCAUGGUGUUUGACAUGGGACUAGCAACCACACCAGCUUGUUUCAUGAGCACUUUGUUGCCUCCAUUUGCCUAUGAUGCUUCAAUAAUGAUGACAGCGUCACACUUGCCUUACACCCGAAAUGGUUUGAAAUUUUUUACCAAGAGGGGUGGACUGACUUCACCUGAGGUAGAGGAAAUAUGUGACAAAGCUGCUCGUAAAUAUGCAAAUAGGAUGGCCAAGGUCUCUACUUUGCUUAGUGUUCUUCCAACGAGAGUUGAUUUUAUGAGCACUUAUGCAAAGCACCUGCGACAAAUCAUCAAGGAGAGAAUUAAUCAUCCUUUGCAUUAUGACACUCCACUCCAAGGAUUUGAGAUAAUAGUAAAUGCUGGAAACGGGUCAGGAGGAUUCUUCACAUGGGAUGUGUUAGACAAGCUUGGUGCAGACACCUUUGGCUCUCUGCAUCUCAACCCUGACGGAAUGUUUCCCAACCACAUUCCCAACCCUGAGGACAAGACCGCCAUGGCACUCACAAGAGCAGCAGUGCUACAAAACUCAGCUGAUCUUGGAAUAGUUUUCGACACCGACGUGGACCGAAGUGGUGUGGUGGAUAACAAAGGGAACCCCAUAAACGGUGACAAGUUGAUUGCACUCAUGUCAGCCAUUGUGCUAAGGGAACACCCGGGAUCAACCAUAGUGACCGAUGCACGCACAAGCAUGGCACUCACUAGGUUCAUAACUGAUAGAGGGGGUCACCAUUGCCUAUACCGUGUUGGGUACCGAAAUGUCAUCGACAAGGGAGUUCAGCUUAAUGAGGAAGGAGUUGAAACGCAUCUUAUGAUGGAAACAUCCGGUCAUGGUGCUCUUAAAGAAAAUCAUUUUCUUGAUGAUGGGGCUUACAUGGUGGUGAAGAUUAUCAUUGAAAUGGUGCGGAUGAAGCUUGCGGGAUCAAAUGAAGGGAUUGGUAGUCUUAUAGAAGAUCUUGAAGAACCGUAUGAAUCUGUAGAGCUUAGGAUAAAUAUCGUCUCUGAACCUCGACAUGCUAAAGAUAAAGGAUCGGAGGCCAUUGAAACAUUUAGAAACUACAUUGAGGAAGGGAGGAUUAAAGGGUGGGAGUUAGACUCGUGUGGUGAUUGUUGGGUGAGUGAAGGGUGCCUCGUAGAUACAAAUGAUACCCCAGCUCCAGUUGAUGCUCGAAUGUACAGGGCAAAAGUAUCAAACGAGGAGCAUGGACAACAUGGUUGGGUUCACAUGAGGCAGAGUAUUCACAACCCAAACAUUGCUGUGAACCUGCAAUCAUCUGUUCAGGGAGGUUGCUUGUCUAUGGCAAGAGCUUUUAGAGAUGAGUUUCUCAGAGCAAGUGGAGUUCAUACAUUCCUUGACAUCACUCAAGUUGAUAAGUUUUCUGACAAUGGCUCCGUAGCAUAAUUUGCAAUUGCAAUUACUUGAUGUAAAUGCUGAGAGUCGAAACUUCUGUAUCAUUUCAAUAUGAUAUUAGUUUACUGUGAAUUAUUGUAACAUUAGAAAAGGAAAAGAAAGUAUAGAACUGCAAUUGAGUACAUAUUAUAGAGAGCUUCUUCCGAAUAAAUUAUGGCUGUAGUAUGAGUAAACUAGAGUUAUGUAAGCAAAGUAACAUAUCAAUAAAAAUUAUUGAUUCCUGUUAU
Molecule: messenger RNA, 2170 nt
Organism: Cajanus cajan (pigeon pea)
Lineage: Eukaryota; Viridiplantae; Streptophyta; Magnoliopsida; Fabales; Fabaceae
Product: phosphoglucomutase, putative / glucose phosphomutase
Biological process (GO): carbohydrate metabolic process
Cellular component (GO): chloroplast stroma
Molecular function (GO): phosphomannomutase activity
Source: RefSeq, a predicted model, not a curated record